This is a messenger RNA of Odobenus rosmarus divergens (Pacific walrus), 928 nucleotides long. RefSeq names its product zinc finger protein 691 (gene ZNF691). Bases 74 to 928 code for a protein of 284 amino acids. Gene Ontology annotation, molecular function: RNA polymerase II cis-regulatory region sequence-specific DNA binding; DNA-binding transcription factor activity, RNA polymerase II-specific. The transcript has 2 exons. The record is from RefSeq and is a predicted model, not a curated record. Lineage: Eukaryota; Metazoa; Chordata; Mammalia; Carnivora; Odobenidae. Gene Ontology annotation, biological process: regulation of transcription by RNA polymerase II.
GAGGCGGCGCUGUCCCUGACGGAGCGGCGGGAGCGAGGUGUUGGCCAUUUGUGUUCAUUCUCAGGGUUCAGAAAUGGGCAGUGAGAAGGAGCAGAAUCCGGAACAGCACCUGCCUGAGGAAGGGGAAUGGGGUAAGCCGUGGAGAGUGGAUGACUCAGAGGGUUUUCGGAUCCCAGACGGGGAGAAAGAGCACGGGCAGGAGAGCCCGUCGGAGGGUCCGCAAGAGAUUCAUCCCAAAAAGCCGUGGCAGAAAGUCACUGUCCCUACGGGAGAGCCCGGGGACCCCACGGCUCACCCGAGGCCUGAGACCGACGAGAAGCCCUUCAUAUGUGCCCAGUGUGGGAAAACCUUCAAUAAUACCUCCAACCUGAGAACACACCAGCGCAUCCACACCGGCGAGAAGCCUUACAAGUGUUCCGAAUGUGGCAAGAGCUUCUCGAGGAGCUCCAACCGCAUCCGGCACGAGCGGAUCCACCUGGAAGAGAAGCACUACAAAUGUCCCAAGUGUCAGGAGAGCUUCCGGCGGCGCUCGGACCUCACCACGCACCAGCAAGACCACCUGGGCCAGCGCCCGUACCGCUGUGACAUCUGUGGCAAGAGCUUCAGCCAGAGCGCCACGCUGGCAGUGCACCAUCGGACCCACUUGGAGCCAGCGCCCUACAUCUGCUGCGAGUGCGGGAAGAGCUUCAGCAACAGCUCCAGCUUUGGCGUGCACCACCGCACGCACACAGGCGAGAGGCCCUAUGAGUGCGCCGAGUGUGGGCGGACCUUCAGCGACAUCUCCAACUUUGGAGCACACCAGAGGACCCACAGAGGGGAGAAGCCCUACUGGUGCACUCUGUGCGGGAAACACUUCUCCCGGAGCUCAAACCUCAUCCGCCACCAGAAAACACACAUGGGAGAGCAGGCUGGGAAAGACUCCAGCUGA